AUGCAAACCGCCCAAAGAGCCGUGACGAUUCUUGGGGCCGGGACGCAGGGUACGCGGCUGGCGUUCAUGUGGACAAAGAAAGGCCGACCAGUGUACCUCGUCGAUCAGAAUCAACAGCAGCUCGAGAAAGCCAAGAAGGGUAUUGAGGAUUUGCGGUCACAGCUACAAAGCUUCUGGGCGACGUCGACGCACUGGGGUGAAAUCAUAACCUCAUCGCCCGAUGCCCUGGAGCAAGCAGCGUCGGAGUCAUGGAUGCUAUUGGAGUGUGUGCCCGAGUCUCUCCAGCUCAAGCGCACAGUUGUUCGGCAGUUAGACGAGAUUGCCGAUCCCGAUACGAUCGUCGCUUCCAAUUCCAGCAGUUACACGAUCGAAGAGAUCUUGGAAGACCAGAGACUUAAGCAUGCGGAUAGAUUUGCAAGCUUGCAUUCAUAUUGGCCACCUGAAACUUCUGCAAUCGAAGUAAUGGGUUCGACCAAGACGAAGCCCGAGAUCAUCACCUUGCUAAUGGAGGAGACAAAGAAGCACGGCUUCUCGCCCUUUCACGUCCGCAAGACAUCGACAGGAUAUAUUUAUAACAGGAUUUGGGCAGCAAUCAAGCGAGAAGCCCUUCUGACUUUGUCCGAAGGCGUCGCAACGCCGGAAGAGAUUGACGCGAUCUUCAAGGACGUGCUGAAAACGCCCAAAGGUCCUUGCGAGCAGAUGGACGUAGUCGGAUUGGAUGUAGUCCGCGAUAUCGAGCAGCAUUAUGCAGAUGUAAGAUCAGGUAUCCCAGAGCAACCUCGGACGUAUCUGCAAGAGAUGAUUGACCAAGGCAAGCUUGGUGUGAAGUCGGGUUCUGGGUUCUAUCAAUAUGAUAAGAAAUGA
Molecule: messenger RNA, 864 nt
Organism: Exophiala xenobiotica
Lineage: Eukaryota; Fungi; Ascomycota; Eurotiomycetes; Chaetothyriales; Herpotrichiellaceae
Exons: 6
Coding region: 1-864 (287 amino acids)
Biological process (GO): fatty acid metabolic process
Molecular function (GO): oxidoreductase activity, acting on the CH-OH group of donors, NAD or NADP as acceptor; NAD+ binding
Source: RefSeq, a predicted model, not a curated record